Molecule: messenger RNA, 2373 nt
Organism: Closterium sp. NIES-65
Lineage: Eukaryota; Viridiplantae; Streptophyta; Zygnematophyceae; Desmidiales; Closteriaceae
Source: the annotation of a GenBank genome assembly
AUGGGUCAGUUAACGGGCCUGCUUCAACCACUAUACCGUGGUUGGGCCCUCACCGUGCUUCUCGCUGCUGUCGCCUACUCAUUUAUCCUGUCUCCUUACUACGCUAAGCAGGCGGCAAUGUCCUGCAGCCUUCACGACUUCAAGGAUUUCGUUCUCGUCAGCUCUCGUGUCGUCACACCCAACGGAGUCAUCCCUGCUGCUAUCACUGUCCGCGAUGGCGUCAUCACAGCCGUUCUUGAAGGCACGGCUGCAGAAUCUCGACCGUCCGGCUUACCCGUUCUGGACUAUGGCGAUGCUGUGAUUUCACCUGGCCUAGUCGACGUUCAUGUUCACCUGAACGAGCCUGGUCGGGAGGAGUGGGAGGGCUUUGUUACAGGCACACGAGCCGCUGCUGCUGGUGGUGUGACUGCAUUGGUGGACAUGCCUCUCAAUUCUUACCCCACCACCACCACCAUUGAAGCGUUUGCAAUGAAGUACAAGGCUGCUGAAUCUAAGAUUAUGGUGGACGUUGGGUUCUGGGCUGGCCUGGUGCCAGAGAAUGCCAAUGAUUCUCACCAGCUGCAACGCCUCGUUGACGCUGGCGUGCUCGGAUUCAAGUCGUUCAUGUGCCCAUCAGGCAUCAAUGACUUUCCGCAUACCAACUCCUCCCAUUUUGAGAGCGCUCUCCCCGUUUUGGCGAAAGCUAAGCUACCUCUGUUAAUCCACUCAGAAGUGGUUCUCCCCACACCUGACGCCUCUGCACCUGCCUCUCACCCUAGCAGCGGCAGCGACAGCAGUGAUGAUAGCAGUGAGAGUGUCAGCAGUGGUGAUGCAGAGGAGGGGGCUAUCAUUCGUCCUGUGGUGGAGAGUGAAGGGGGUUUUGAUGAUGGGGCUGGGAGCACGGCAGGGACGGAGCCAGAGAAGAGUGACGGAGACCCACGGGUGUAUGCAACCUACGAGGCUUCCAGACCUCCCAGCAUGGAGCGCGAGGCCAUUGCUCACGUGCUGAGAGUGGCGCAGAAGACAGCAGCUGGGCAGCCGUGGGAGGGUGCAAAGCUGCACAUCGUUCAUCUCGCUGAUGCCCACUCUGUACCCACCAUCCAGGCAGCCAAGGCAGCAGGGGCAGCAGUGACAGUGGAGACAUGUCCGCACUACCUUGCCUUUGCGUCCUCUGACGUGCCACCUGGGGACACUCGCUUCAAGUGUGCCCCUCCCAUCCGCAGCGAUAGCAACCGCCGCAUGCUAUGGGAAGCACUCAUGGAUGGGGGCAUUGACAUGCUGUCCUCGGACCACUCGCCUAGCCAUCCAUCCCUCAAGAACCUGGACACAGGCAACUUCCUCACGGCAUGGGGCGGCAUUGCAGGCCUGCAGCUGAGCCUGCCAGUGACAUGGACGCAUGGCCAGGCAUUCAACAUGUCCCUCAUGCAACUGGCACGCUGGUGGAGCGAGGCACCUGCACAACUUGCAGGGCUCCAGUCAAAGGCGCCAGUGAAACCCGAGAGCGUGAUGAUCGGCGACCGGCAUUUGGUACUAUACGUGUCCAUUCUCAGUAUUAUCACAUCCGCUGUCGUUACAGGAAUCGUGCUUACACUCCCCAUGACGUCAUCCUUCGUCACCCGCGCUAUCCGCGCAUCGACUACGCGGCCGGCGGAAGGAGCGCCGGUGGCGGACUUUGGGGAGGUUGUGCGCGCGGAAGGUCGGAGACAAUGGGGGGAAGUGGAAGCUGACACUCUCGGUGGAAGCAGACCCGCGGGUGCGGAGGCGCAAGACGGGAACACGCAAGGAGAGGGUCAGACGCAGAAUGACCCGGAUUCACGGAGAGAAGAUUACGGUGAAAGGGCCGGAGCGGCGGGAGAGGCGGGAGCGGCGGGGGGAGUGGAGAACGAAGAGGGAGAAGAGGGGGGAGAGGAGGCAGGGAUGAUAGUGGGGGCGGACGCUAGCGAAGAGGACGCCGCGCGCAUGGCGGCGAAUCUUACGGUGUGGGAGGAAGACUCGUGGGAUGGCGUGCAGAUGGUCGUGCAUAUCAAGGAGCACACGCUGCCCGCGUGCCUGCUGGUGCUGUGCCAGGCGCAAGCGUACGCGGCGCUGCAGCGCAUGCAGCUGGGCGUGCUGUGGGACACGCGCCUCUCGCACCUGCUCCCCCGCGUGCACCUGCGCGACCUCUUCCUCCCGCCCGACCUCCCCCUCCGCACGCGCCUGCCCCCCGGAUGGGCGGGCGUACAGGGCGGGAAGGUUGUGGCGGAGCGGGGGGGGAAGAAGGAGGAGUUUCAGUCUCUAAAGGUGCGGUUGCAGUGUGCGGAUCGGGGCCAUCUCCCGCUGCCCUUCCACUCGCCCACCUUCAAUCUGCUCGUCUCUCAGGACGCCGCGCCCUUGCUGGUCAGUGCUCCCUGCUAA